UUCAUACUAUUCCAUUCCGUUCUUUAGCUUUGAUUUCAAUAAUUAAAAGGAAAGAAAAUUCUCAUUUCCAAACUAGAACCAUAUUGAAAUCCUGGGAUGGGUCUACACUGUGCUUCCGCACAAGAGGUAAUUUGCAUUGCAUUGCACAUCUUCUUCAUUGCCAUCUUAGAAGAUCACGUCGAGUCAUCAUCAUAUGAAGCUUGCGAACCCCGCAACUGUGGCAUUGAUGAUUUCAACCUAAGCUAUCCCUUUUAUAUUCCUGAAGAAGAAAGCAAUUUAUGCGGUUACCCUGGAUUUGAGAUCACUUGUCGAGAAAAAAGGGCUACGUAUGGGAGCUACGCAGUUAAAAGUAUCUCCUACAACGAGAGUUCCAUCGAAUUAGUAAGCCCAAGGGAUACUUCCUGCUUUGCUCCUCGCCCCUCCCCCUUGCUUCCCGGUAACGUUUUCCUAGAGGACAGUUUUUCCCGUCAUCCUAUACUUUCAUUCUUCUAUAACUGCACCGACCCUUCUUUUCCCUUCAAUACAUCCUCUGUAAAUUGUACUUCUAACGCAACAUACAACGCCUCUGUUGCGUUGAUUCCAAACUCGACCUUCCAUCGACAAGGUGGAUCCUGCCGGUCAUUUGCAGAGGUACCAGUACAACUGGAGGAAAAUAUCUCGAAUCAAACUAUCAAAGAUGUCGACUAUAAGGAGUUGUUGCACAAAGGGUUCCAGUUAAAGUGGGACUUAUCAACCAGUUGUACUGGUUGUGAAAAAAGUGGAGGCCGAUGCGGACGAUCACAAGACACAAACUUUCGGUGCUAUUGCCCACAUGGAACAAUUCAUCCCUCGAUCUGCAACAGUGGCGGUAUGAGCUUGCGGAAAAAAGGUGCUCUUGGUGCAUCAAUUAGUGCAUUUGGUGUCGCUACUAUAGUCCUAGCCUAUCUUUGUCAACGCAAAAUUUCCAAGCAGAAAUCCAUGAUCAUAGGGAGCAGAAAGAUGAAUUUUCAGGUCAAUUUCGUAAAUCGUGGAAUUCUCGUAACAACAAGGUAUUCUUACACCGACAUUAAGACAAUCACCAACUCAUUCAAAGAAAAACUAGGCGAGGGAGGUUAUGGGUGUGUGUACAAAGGGAAGCUCCCAGAUGGACAUCUUGUGGCUGUGAAAAUCCUAAGCAAGCUAAAAGGAGAUGGUGAAGACUUCAUCAAUGAGGUAAAUAGCAUGAGCAGAACUUCUCAUGUCAACAUUGUUAAACUACUAGGUUUCUGCUUUCACAAAACCAAAAGGGCCCUUGUCUAUGAAUACAUGCACAAUGGAUCUCUGGAAAAACUCAUAUACGAAGAGAACUACUUCAAGCUAGGUUGCAGCCACCUCGGAUGGGACACCUUGCACCAAAUCUCUCUAGGCAUAGCUCAAGGGCUUGAAUACUUGCACAAAGGCUGCAACUCAAGAAUAUUACACUUCGACAUAAAGCCGCACAACAUUCUUCUUGAUGAAAACUAUUGCCCCAAGAUUUCUGACUUUGGCCUUGCGAAGAUAUGCCAUCAAGAGAAGAGCACAAUCUCACUACUUGGCGCACGAGGGACUGCGGGGUUUAUUGCGCCAGAAGUAUUUUGCAGGAACAUUGGAGGAAUAUCCCAAAAAUCUGAUGUGUAUAGCUUUGGGAUGACAAUGCUCGAAAUGGUUGGUGGAAGGAAAAAUAUAAAGACAGGAGCAGAGAGAACAAGUGAAAUAUACUUCCCGCAUUGGAUUCACAAGCGUCUUGAACUUCAAGAAGAGUUAGGACUGCAGAAUGUCACAAGUGAAGGAGACAAAGAGAAAGCUGAGAAGAUGGUAAUAGUGGGCGUGUGGUGCAUACAGACUAAUCCUUCAAUUAGGCCAACAAUGAGUGAGGUGGUGGAUAUGCUAAGAGGCGGUGUUGACUGUUUGCGAGUUCCUCCCAAGCCCUAUUUGUCUUCUCCAUCAAGAUCAUCACCAACCACUUCAAUGUCCAUGGCCGUGUGAAAUUUAAGACCGUGCUAUAAGCACAUCUAGCCUUUCAACGCAAGGAACAACUUGUGUACCAAGAUACGUGAGAAUACUUCCGAAAAUUUUCUUGUAUUUGUUGAAUGUGUGAUGCCAAUGCUAAAGCCGAUAGAAGUUAUAUAAAGCCACGUCAUUACUUGUAGAGAGCAU
Messenger RNA from Eucalyptus grandis, 2154 nucleotides. Its product is annotated as LEAF RUST 10 DISEASE-RESISTANCE LOCUS RECEPTOR-LIKE PROTEIN KINASE-like 2.1. The coding region runs from base 97 to 1983 and encodes 628 amino acids. The transcript has 2 exons. Gene Ontology annotation, molecular function: polysaccharide binding; protein kinase activity; ATP binding. The record is from RefSeq and is a predicted model, not a curated record. Gene Ontology annotation, biological process: protein phosphorylation. Lineage: Eukaryota; Viridiplantae; Streptophyta; Magnoliopsida; Myrtales; Myrtaceae.